Molecule: messenger RNA, 1648 nt
Organism: Paramecium octaurelia
Lineage: Eukaryota; Ciliophora; Oligohymenophorea; Peniculida; Parameciidae
Source: the annotation of a GenBank genome assembly
AUGCUCAAAUUAUUUUAGAAUGCAUUCUCAAAAAAGAAGAAAUCCCAUACUUAAUCAUUUUAACUCGAAUCACAAGAUCCUCCUCCUAUUCACAAGGCCUCAACUUUAGGCUUCGAAGUAAUUGAUGAAAAAGCUAUAAAAUCAAUCGAAGAAUCAUAUAAUUAAAAACAAAGAAGAAGUCAAUCUUUUGAAACUAAAGAAUAACCUCCUCCUUAACAAGAAGAAUUUAUGGACUACGUAGUGUAAGAAGAUGAUUCCUUUUUCGGAAUUUCCCUCAAGUUUAGUGUUAAUGAAGGCUAUCUAUUAAGGAUCAAUAAUCUAUCUAGUGAUAUGAUUUUUUAAGGUCAGGUUUUAAAGGUUCCUAUAACAAAUCAACCUCGAUUCUCUAUCAUCAAAGCUACUGAGUAAAAUAAAAAUGUUGAAAAUAUAUGGGAAUUAGAUAAAUUUAGUUAGAAGUGUAAAUAUAUCAUGAUAUCGCUUAUUAGUUGAUGUUACAUAUUGCAAUAAUAAAUAUAAUUCUAAUGGGAUAUUGACUUUAAAUAGUGACAUAGUACUAUUUGAUCCAUACUAAUAAGAGCAAACACAAGAUAAAUAAAAUAAAGUUCGAAUGAAUGCUUGCAUUUCGAUGAUUGAUAUCAAUGAAGCAGUGACAUAUGUUUUAUAGAAUCAAAAUGGAUGUUAAGAUUACGUUGUCUAAAUUCUAUUAUCAGGAAUUGGCAAACCUAAAUUCGAAAAGAAGUAUUUUAAACAAUUAAGGAAAUAUAAGAAAUAGAAAAGGAGUAUAGCCACUGUAUUCUUUAGAGUAAUAUAUAUAUACAUAUUAAUUUCAAGCAUGCUGAAAGAGAUUUAGAUGGAAAAUUGUACUCUGAAGAAAUCAAAAAGAGUAAUUGUGCCUUUAUUGUAAAAUUCAUUAAUGAAGCUUGCACUGGUUAUACUGAACAAUCUAAAUUAACGAAAAUACCUUAUUUAGAUAUAAUAGAGGAAAUUAAAGAGAAAAAAUAGAUAGAAAUAGACGAAAUCCAAGAUGUGAUUGGAGAGAGAAUGGGAAGUAUAAAAUUCAUUAAAAUUUAAUAGAACUUUGGGCUUCAUUAGAAUAUGUGCCAAUGUUAAAAGAGCCUUCUGAUUGUUUCACUAAUACUACUUAUAAACAAAUCAUUGAAUAAAUUCCAGCUGUAUAUCGUUUAGCUAAUUGGAUUAAAUAUUACAAUAUUAAUUAAGAUGGAUCAAGCUUUUAGAAUCUGCUUUAUGAAAUCAAAGAUAAAGCUCCGAUAAUUUUAAUAAUCAAAGAUUUUGAGAAUUUUGUGUUUGGAGCAUAUAUUUCAACAGAGUUACGUUAAUAUAGUCAAGGAUUCCUAGGGAAUGGAGAAACCUUCUUAUUUAAUUAUGUGUUAGAGGUAUGGUAUAUUUGUGAUUGAAUUAGAAAAAUGAAAUCAAGAGUUAUUUUUGGACUGAAAAAAACAGAGACUUCAUUUAUUGCGAUGAAACAGGUAUUGGGAUUGGUUGCGGAGAUAAAUUUGGGUUAUUUAUCGAUCACAGCCUAACAUUUGGGUAUUCGAACCCAUGUGACACUUUUGAUAAUAAUAGGUUUAGUAAUUCUGAAAAGUUUAGAAUUAUGCAUCUUGAGGUUUGGGCCAUUUUAUAAUAAUGA